UUCACCCUUUCACUUCAGGUUGACUAUAUAGACAAGUGAGGACUAAGUGGCUAGGUCGUCCCGGUUGUCUGACUGACCCCUUAUCUUACUAAACAAGCCCCUGAUCCCAACAGCCUCGUGUUGCGGUCCGCAACCCAAUCUUCCUGAUUGCCCCAUCUGACCACUUGCAUUUAUUUAGCCCAUCUUGGCAAUUAUGGAACCCGUUCCGGCCGUGAGUAAUAACAGGCACGAGCCAGUGACUGCUGUUGCCCUCCCCACCCUUGUCAUCUCAGCUGGUCUUCUCUUGUGCUAUGCCGUUUACAGGGGCAUCUACAAUGUCUUUUUCCAUCCUCUGCGCCACUGGCCUGGCCCCUUCUGGGGCGCUGCAUCAGACUUCUUCAAGCUCUGGAUCCUGCACACCAAGCAGGCGCACACGCUCGGCCUGAAGUAUCACGAGAGGUACGGCCCCGUGGUGAGGGCCGCGCCGAACCUCCUGGCGGUCAAUGACCCCCGUCUAUUGCCCGCCAUCUACCACAGGCGUGCCAAUAAGACCGACGUCUACACCACGGGGGUGCUGGGCGACCUCGCCCCGCCCUUCCAGGAGCUGGACUGGCGGGAGCACGCGCGCAAGCGGAAGCGCGUGGCGUCCUCCUUCCUGCUCAGCAACCUGGUCAAGCUCGAGGGCCAGGUCGACGCCCGUGUCCAGGAAUGGACGGCGGCUCUAGCCACGCGCUUCGCCCACUCCGGCGCCAGCAUGGACUUUGCCGCGUGGUCGCAGUGGUUCGCCUACGACAUCAUAUGCCAGCUAUCCUUUGGCGAGCCGCUGGGCUUUGUCCGCGAGGCCCGCGAUGUGUCCAGCCUCAUCAAGAAUUUUCAUGACAUGGCCCCCUUUGCCGCAGUCGUGGGAGCCCUGCCCUGGCUCUGCGCCCCUUUCCUGCAGAGCCCCAUCACCAAGUGGCUGUUCAUGCCCCGCCCCGGGGACAGCUCGGGGACAGGAAAGAUCAUGGCCUUUCGGGAUAAUUUACUGAACGAAAGACUCCGGGAUCCCAAAGCUCACCACAAGGGUGACUUCCUGGACAACAUCCUGGCUGCCAAGAACGAAGAUGGGACGCCCAUCUCAGUCGAGGAGGUCAAGACGGAAUGCUUUGUCCUGAUGGUGGCCGCCUCAGACACGACGGCCGCCUUCUUCUGCGGCUUCGUGCGCUAUGUCCUGCAGACUCCGGGGGUCUACGACAAGCUCAUGGCCGAGAUCGACGACUUUGAGAGGCGCGGUAAGCUAGCGUCGCCGGUGCCCACCUUUGAGGAGAUCAAGGCCAUGCCGUAUCUCGAGGCGUGCCACCGCGAGACCCAACGCUAUCAGCCUUCGACCCCCAUGAUCAUCCCCCGCUACGUCGGCGAGGAGGGACUGCAGCUGUACGGGCGCCGCGUCCCUCCUGGCACGGAGAUCGGGGCGAACCCAUAUGUUGUCCACCGCGACAAGAGCGUCUUUGGUGAGGACGCCGACCUCUUUCGCCCCGAGCGCUGGCUCGAGAGUCCCGAAAGGGCUCAGGAGAUGGACAAAUACCUCCUUACAUGGGGCUAUGGACCACGUAUCUGCCUGGGGAAGAACAUUGCCCUGAUGGAGACGCAUAAACUACUGAUACAGUUCUUCCGUCUUUUCAGGCCCAGUAUCGUCCACCAAGACGAGAAACGGAUUUGGAGACAGGAGAAUCUGGCACUACUUGUUCAUUGGGACUUUUGGGUCAACAUCAAGCCUAGGACGCCUGAAGCGACCCGACAGUGAGGACCUGAACAAAAUGAGAGAGUAAAUAGUACCAGAUAACAUUUUUCACCUCAAAUUCACAAUGUUGAAGCCA
Messenger RNA from Diaporthe batatas, 1835 nucleotides. RefSeq lists its product as uncharacterized. NCBI's taxonomy places the organism in Eukaryota, Fungi, Ascomycota, Sordariomycetes, Diaporthales, Diaporthaceae. The record is from RefSeq and is a predicted model, not a curated record. The coding region runs from base 194 to 1762 and encodes 522 amino acids. Gene Ontology annotation, molecular function: monooxygenase activity; iron ion binding; oxidoreductase activity, acting on paired donors, with incorporation or reduction of molecular oxygen. The transcript has 3 exons.